AUAGCUAAUGUUUUGUCUGCGCGCUAUCAAAUAUACAGUUGGAUGCAAGCCUGGUGCGCAAAAGGUAGAUAAGUAAAUUCCCUGUUUAACUUAUGACCAGGCUUAAAAAUAACAGUAAUGUAAUUAUCACUGCCGUUUUACCAUUGCUGUUCUACGAGGACUGCCUCCACACGCUCUCUAGCACAUCCAUCCCUGUGUGUUGGAAUUGCCAGAGGUUCUGUAUUCACAAGACAUUCCCUGGACAUGGAGUACCCCCCAAGCAAACGUCUAAAGGGGUUUAAACAUGAAGCUCCACCUGAACACGACCCUUUUGGAGAUGAAGAAUUCACACAAGAUGACUUAGAUGAGAUAGACAUAAUUGCAUCACAGGCAAUCACAGGGGAUGUUCCAGCCCCUGGCAUGAACAAUUCUGUUGGCACAUGUCCAGGAGAGCAGCCCAAACCAGCAGUGCACGAGGGAAGGAGAACUUUUUCUCUUGGAAGCAGUCAUCACUUUAGUAACAGUGCAGGUGGCAGCAACAUAACUAAUAGUUCUGAACAAAUAGACGCUGAAGGUUUUGGUAAAUUUCAGAAAAACAAGGACAAAAAUGAUGCAUACUAUAAUAAACUGGAGGCACAGCAAGCAGAGCUGAAGGAAAAGCUGAAGAAGGUAGAGGACGAGAUUCUGAUGAAGAAUGGAGAGAUCUGUGUUCUUCGUGAUUCCCUCAGGCUUGCCAACCAGGAGAGGGAUCAGCAGAGACAGGCCCAGCUGCUGCUGGAGAGAGAGAGAGCCCAUGCACAGAGUGAGAGAGAGAAAGAACUUGCCAAGAAGGUUCAGUCGUUGCAGUCUGAGCUGCAUUUUAAAGAAGCUGAGAUGAAUGAAAUGAAAAGUAAGCUUCAAACUUUUGAGCGUGGAGGGAAACUGCUCGGCACACCCACAAGAAACAGUGUGGCCUCACCCGUAGGUCGCUCAUUUAUCACCAAGGAAACCUUCUCAGCUGAGCUAUCCAAGAGGCCUUCACCAAUCAAACAUCAAGAUGGUAAAGAAAAUGAGACAGCUGCCGAUCUUAAAGAAGAGACCCGCUCAGUUGCCUUCCAUAUCUCAGAUCAUCAAGGGCCUGUUUUAUUGAACCUGCUGCUCCAGCAUCCUCUGGACCCAAGCUCCCUGGGCCUUUGUCACCUGUUAUGUAUCAGUCCCGAUGUUCUGCCAAACCUCCUCUCACAGUCCAACUAUGUCAGCUUGGGAUCUUCAUCUGUCUCCAGUAACUCCGUCACAGACUCCACAAUGCUGCACCGAUCUCAAGGUGACUUGAGUCAGCUCCAGUGUCUGGCCAUGUCGGGGUUGACCACACUGGCCUUUAGUCACACCUCACACAUCCCACAGAGCCCUGAUUCUGUUACCCAGACCACACUGAGGAGCUGCCCUGGGGCUGUUCAUCUCCUUCCCUUGCUCUGUCACCAUAUCGGCCUGUACUGCCAAACGCUUGAGUCCAUCGACAGCUCGGGCAAAAGUCCACUCCAAGGCAGCUCCCUGUCAGGCUCCUCAGAGGGCACCCAUGGCUCUACUGUUGAGGAAUCUUUGGGAAGUCAAGAAGAGUUUGCCUUGGCAGCCGUGAAAGCUGUGUAUCACAUCGUGUCUCGGAGCACUGAAGCCGUACGUACGAUAUUGUCGUGUCGGCCUCAGGAGAAUGCGGUACAGCCUGGAGGCACCGCGCAGCAUGCUAACCAGCCAGAGUGCUCAAGGGCUCCCGAGGCCUCGGACAGAAUAAGUGAAGGACUGCAGACACAGCACCCUCUGUUAAAGAAGCUGCUCCAGCUGGCAGACCCCACGUUCGUCUGCAGUGCCAACCAGAUGGAAUGUGUAGUCAACAGCAGUCUGAGGGCUCUGUGCAUGCUGGCUGAUAAAGCUGAGGAGGAGGAGCUCUGGCGAUUCAAGUGUGUGAUGUCUAGUCAAGCUUUGACAAGAUGCAUGUCUCUUGAAUCAUCAUACCAAACUGUUUGUCUGUCUGUGAGACUACUGGCCAUCAUAAUCCACAGUGAGGAGUUAGCUACCCAGCUCUGUUCACAUUUUUAUGCCUGUCCACUUCUCAAAGUGUUCCUGUAUAUAACUUCCAGACCAGACAAGACUGUAACACAGGAUGCAUGGUGUCAUUUGGAGAUUGAGGUUGUGCGUUUAUUGAUGAAGUUGUUUACUCAGAGGGCAUCUACAUGGGCUGCUUUUAUUGAUUCCUCUUGUCAGUGCAACAGCGAGGUUGUGCGGACCCUGGUAGUGGUUUUACACAGACAGUGGUUGGUCGUUAAAAGGCGAGACUGUCAAACGGCCGGUGCCCAGGUCUGGGCCAGUCCCAGGGUUCAGUUACUGAGGGAAUGCCUCAUGUUACUACACUGGCUUCUUCUAAAUGAUUCCCUUUUCUCUGAGCACUGCCUGGAUGUUCUGCAUAUGUACGAGCAGGUCAUCCCAGCCAUCAGAGACACGUUUCGCAAGAUCUCCAAUCUCUCUGAGGGUGAAGAAUUAGCCUUGGAGGAAAUCUGUGGACCUGAAGCAGAUGACGGUGAAGAUAUGGAGAUUGAUGCAGGGUCCUAACAACCUGUCGACUCACUCAGGACUUACAUAACCAUGUUAAACAGAAUGCACUAUUAUGAAUACAUUUUGACUGGACACUUCAAAUUCUGACUGUGAACUAUGCUUCAGUUUC
Chanos chanos (milkfish) is the source of this 2674-nucleotide messenger RNA. RefSeq names its product ATR interacting protein (gene atrip). Gene Ontology annotation, biological process: DNA repair; DNA damage checkpoint signaling. The record is from RefSeq and is a predicted model, not a curated record. Bases 244 to 2562 code for a protein of 772 amino acids. Lineage: Eukaryota; Metazoa; Chordata; Actinopteri; Gonorynchiformes; Chanidae. The transcript has 14 exons.